Messenger RNA from Tachyglossus aculeatus (Australian echidna), 2636 nucleotides. RefSeq names its product sequestosome 1 (gene SQSTM1). The transcript has 8 exons. The record is from RefSeq and is a predicted model, not a curated record. Bases 98 to 1474 code for a protein of 458 amino acids. Gene Ontology annotation, biological process: endosome organization; aggrephagy; mitophagy. NCBI's taxonomy places the organism in Eukaryota, Metazoa, Chordata, Mammalia, Monotremata, Tachyglossidae. Gene Ontology annotation, cellular component: aggresome; amphisome. Gene Ontology annotation, molecular function: zinc ion binding; protein kinase C binding; K63-linked polyubiquitin modification-dependent protein binding.
GGCCUUGGGAGAGUUCGGUGUCCGCCAGCGGCUGCAGCUCCGCCUCCAACUGCCUCUUUCUUUGCUGCGCCACGGCUCCCAGCCUCCGAUCCCGGCCAUGGCCAUGUCCCCGGAGCUGACGGUCAAGGCCUACCUGCUGGGCAAGGAGGAAUCGCACCGUGAGAUCCGCCGUUUCACCCUGGGCCCCCCGGAGCCGCCCGGUGGGCUCGGCUGCUGCGACCAACUACUCCGCCGGUUGGACCAGGUGUUCCCCGCGCUAAGGCCCGGGACCUUCCAGGCCUACUACCGAGACGAAGAUGGGGACAUGAUUGCCUUCUCCAGCGACGAAGAGCUGAAUAUGGCCCUGCCGUACGUUAAGGACAACAUCCUGCGUAUUUACAUCAAAGAGAAGAGGGAAUGUAAGCGGGAGCACCGCCCGCCCUGCAGCCAGGAGCCCCCCCAGAACAUGGUGCACCCCAACGUGACCUGCGAUGGCUGUCAGGGCCCCGUGGUGGGGACCCGAUUCAAGUGCAGCAUCUGCCCGGACUACGAUCUGUGCAGCACCUGUGAGGCCAAGGGGAUCCACAAAGAGCACCACAUGCUCGUAUUUCAAAACCCCUUCCUCUACCCCGCUGAGUGGUUUUCCCGCAGCCGGUGGCUCCGCAAGAUGCGCCAUGGAGGCUUUCCACCCUUUGCGUGGAUGCAGGGCUGUGGCCACGUCCCACCCGCCCCCACCUGCCCGAACGCUGGGCAGGCCCAGGCGAGCGACGCGCCCCCAGACUCAUCGGAGGAACGAGCUUCGACUUCCAAAAGUUCAGCUCAGGAUCCCAACGUUGCCUUCCUCCAGGACGUGGGGGAGAGUGUGGCUGCCAUCCUGAGCCCCCUUGGCAUUGAAGUUGAUAUCGACGUCGAACACGGUGGAAAGAGAAGCCGAGUGAGUCCCCCCUCGCAGCCCAGUUCCCGCUCCAGCUCCGACGCUCAGGGGGGCUCUCAGCCGAGCAGCUGCUCCUCCGAUCAGAACCGGCCCGAGGAGGAGGAGGGUGGCGGCUCUGGAAGUGCCCUGGCGUCUCUCUCGGAGGAGAUGAAGAAGAUCAAGGUGGAGUCUCCCGUGCAGCUGGAGCAGAGCCUGCUGCCUCAAGAACAGGCAGAGUCUGGUAAUUGUUCAGGAGGAGAUGAAGACUGGACCCACUUGUCUUCCAAAGAAGUGGACCCUUCCACAGGAGAACUGCAGUCUCUACAAAUGCCGGAAUCAGAAGAUCCAUAUUCUGUGGACCCGCCUCAAGAAGAAGGACCGACGGGACUGAGAGAAGCGGCCCUCUACCCCCACCUUCCCCCAGAAGCAGAUCCUCACUUGAUCGAAUCGCUCUCCCAGAUGCUCUCCAUGGGCUUCUCCGACGAAGGGGGCUGGCUGACCCGCCUCCUGCAGACCAAGAACUGUGAUAUUGGGGCAGCGCUGGAUGCCAUUCAGUACUCCAAAAACCCACCUCCUCCUUAACGGCGAGGCCAGAGCCCAGCCAGCGUCUGGCCUGUCUGCUGUCCACGCUGAGCAAAUCAUUUAGCUACACCUCGCUAAACUAAAGUCCCCUGCCCACUGGCUCUUACCCAUAUUCAUUUUCCAGGUUCCCGGGGCGAGGGUUUAGUUAAAGCCAUUUUAGACUAGGAGUUUGAUUCCAGGGUGAGGGACCUUUCCCUAGAGAGCUCAGUCUCCCUCUUUCUCAUUUACCUCCCCCUUACUACUCUCCCUCCCACCUCCACCGUCCAGCAUGGAGGCAGCAGAAGUCCAUCAGUAUUCAUCCCACUCUUCUAGAAGCUUUUCUGCUGUUCUGUAAGGGGAUUGACUGGUCACAAACUAAGAAGCACAGUAAUUAUAUUGACCCUAAUACCAUAUGGGACUGUCUUACCCCAUUCAUCCCAUCACUCUUAAGAGCUUGUCCCAAUAAAACUGAGGCUGUGCUUCAAGUGUGUAUACACACAUGUAUGUCUAGGAGUAGCAGACAGGAAAUGACAUACUGAUAGUGGUUUGGGGAAUAUUACAAUGUCCCAUUCAGUAGCAAGCAUAAAUCAGACAGGUUUAAGGAAAAUCCAGGGUGGCAUGAGUGUCUUAAAUGAGACCAGGGGACCCGGGAGAGGGAGAGCUAGUAUUAGUCAUUUUAAGGGACUCUACCAGCUGUGUUUUUAUAUUGCACUUUUAUCCUGACUGGAGACCAUUCAUCACAAAAUUAUAGGAUGAGAAAGGAGCUGGAGUGGUCCAUCUCUGCCUUCAGGCAAGACUGCCCCUAAACCCUCUGGACAUGUUCUCAACCCUGAAAAUAGACAUCCUAAGUCCCUUUUCACCCUGUGCCCCUCGAUGGAACCUUAGUCUAGUUUGCUUAUUGUAUGAGGUUAGAAGCUAGAAAUUCACCAGUCAUCAGAUCCCAGGAAGCUUUGAGGGGUGGCCUUUCUCUUAAUGGGAAAGAACCACAAAGAAACUAGUGUUGCAGCUGAGAAAAGGUGAGCUAAUCUAUUAACCACUUUAAUGCUGUUUUCAGUUAUUAGAUCCGGUGGGGCUAUGUCAGUUGCUAGUGUAAGUCUUUACAUGAUCACCUUUAAAUAUGUUCUGCAAUUAAACCUCUUAAAGCAGCAGCUUUGGACUCAAAUAAAAUAUCUUGCAUCUGACA